AUGGAAGAUUUAUCUGAAGUAUUCGAUAUAUAUGCAAUUUGCGCAUGUUGUAAAGUUCUGAACAGUAAUGAAAAGGCUAGCUGCUUUAGUAAUAAAACUUUUAAGGGACUUGGGAAUGCAGGGGGAUUACCUUGGAAAUGUAAUUCAGUAGAUAUGAAACAUUUUGUUUCUGUUACAUCAUAUGUUAAUGAGAAUAACUAUAUAAGAUUAAAAUGGAAAAGAGAUAAAUAUAUAAAAGAAAAUAAUGUAAAAGUAAAUACUGAUGGAAUACCCUCCAUUGAUAAGUUACAAAAUAUUGUAGUGAUGGGAAAAACAAGCUGGGAAAGUAUCCCAUCAAAAUUUAAACCAUUAGAAAAUAGAAUAAAUAUUAUUUUAUCUAGAACUUUGAAAAAAGAAAAUCUUGCAAAAGAAUAUAGUAAUGUUAUUAUAAUUAAAAGUGUAGAUGAGUUAUUUCCUAUCUUAAAAUGUAUAAAAUAUUAUAAAUGUUUUAUUAUUGGGGGGGCAUCUGUUUAUAAAGAAUUUUUAGAUCGAAAUUUAAUAAAAAAAAUAUAUUUUACAAGAAUAAAUAAUGCUUAUACUUGUGAUCUUUUAUUCCCAGAUAUUAAUGAGGACGUAUUUAAAAUAACGUCAAUUAGUGAUGUAUAUAGUAGUAAUAACACAACUUUAGAUUUUGUAAUUUAUAGUAAGACAAAAGAAAUAAACGAAGAAAUUAAUUCCACUAAUGAAAUAUAUAAUAAUAUAUGUUUAGGUGUGUGUGAUGAAAAAAAUAAAUCUGUUGAUGAUGAAGAUGAUUAUACAUAUUUCAGUUUUAAUAAACAUAAAGAAAAUAUUAAAAUAAAUUCUGAACAUGUUCAUAAUUUUAAAAUAUAUAAUAGUAUAAAAUAUAAAAAUCAUCCUGAAUAUCAAUAUUUAAAUAUUAUAUAUGAUAUAAUAAUGCAUGGAAAUAAACAAGAUGAUAGAACAGGUGUUGGUGUAUUAAGUAAAUUUGGAUAUAUGAUGAAAUUUAAUUUAAGUGAAUAUUUCCCAUUAUUAACAACAAAAAAAUUAUUUGUAAGAGGUAUCAUUGAAGAGUUAUUAUGGUUUAUAAGGGGAGAAACAAAUGGAAAUACAUUAUUAGAAAAAAAUGUAAGAAUAUGGGAAGCUAAUGGGACAAGAGAGUUUUUAGAUAAUAGGAAAUUAUUUCAUAGAGAAGUUAAUGACUUAGGGCCGAUCUAUGGAUUUCAAUGGAGACACUUUGGUGCUGAAUACACAGAUAUGUAUGCUGAUUAUAAAGAUAAAGGUGUUGAUCAGUUAAAAAAUAUUAUCAAUUUAAUUAAAAAUGAUCCGACAUGUAGACGAAUUAUUUUGUGUGCAUGGAAUGUAAAAGAUUUAGAUCAAAUGGCAUUACCUCCUUGUCAUAUUUUAUGUCAAUUUUAUGUUUUUGAUGGAAAAUUAUCAUGUAUUAUGUAUCAACGAUCUUGUGAUUUAGGUCUUGGUGUUCCAUUUAAUAUUGCUUCCUAUUCUAUAUUUACAUAUAUGAUAGCACAAGUAUGUAAUUUACAACCAGCUGAAUUUAUACAUGUAUUAGGAAAUGCUCAUGUUUAUAAUAAUCAUGUUGAAAGUUUAAAAAUUCAGUUAAAUAGAACACCCUAUCCUUUCCCUUCUCUUAAAUUAAAUCCAGAAAUUAAAAAUAUCGAGGAUUUUACAAUUUCUGAUUUUACUGUCCAAAAUUAUGUUCAUCACGAUAAAAUCAGUAUGGAUAUGGCAGCUUAA
This is a messenger RNA of Plasmodium vinckei vinckei, 1752 nucleotides long. Its product is annotated as bifunctional dihydrofolate reductase-thymidylate synthase, putative. Gene Ontology annotation, molecular function: thymidylate synthase activity; dihydrofolate reductase activity. NCBI's taxonomy places the organism in Eukaryota, Apicomplexa, Aconoidasida, Haemosporida, Plasmodiidae. The record is from RefSeq and is a predicted model, not a curated record. Gene Ontology annotation, cellular component: mitochondrion; cytosol. Bases 1 to 1752 code for a protein of 583 amino acids. Gene Ontology annotation, biological process: dTMP biosynthetic process; tetrahydrofolate biosynthetic process; one-carbon metabolic process. The transcript has a single exon.